UUAUGUAAGUAACUGCACAGUUUCAACAGUGUCUCAUUUUCACACACUGGGUGAAGUCAUGUGUUAACAUGCUGUCAGCUCACUGUUUAAUUAAGAUUUAGGCUGAAAUGUCAAGUAGACAUAGGGCUACAUGUAUCUCACAACCGUGACAUAUGACAUGGUUUCAUGUCAACUGUAUAUUCAGCGUGUCGGAAUGAGGCAGUUAAUUUUUAGUUUCCAAGAAUCUUUACACCUUAUUUUGGCACCUCGUGCCUGUGAUUUCUUCCCCCACAACACAUUUACACUCAUCACUACCUCACUCCUCAUUCCCUCAUUCCCUCCUCUUGUCAUCUUUCUUUUUGCCCCCCGUCUAUAAUUGGAUUCUAUUUUCAGGCUGCUAUAAGUGUCUGUGUCUCCUGUGUUUGUGUCUCGCACCCCAUUUUCUGUCUCUCCUCCAUCGUCACUCUGUGUUCUUAUCAUUCCCAUCACUCUCUCCAUCGUUCUGUUGCUGCCACUCCUCACUGCUUUUCUUCUGUUUUGCCCACAAACGGUUUCAUUUCUGCUAAACCUUCCAUUACCCAUUCUAUCCUUGUGUUUGUGACAGUUAAAUGUGAUGGAUAGCACACUGAAAGCCUUAUUGCAAAAUUGUAUUAGGUGCAGUAAUGCAAAGCAGAGCAAACUGCACCUAAGUGAUGUGAAUAGCUCUCAUGACCUAAUUCUGGUAGUCUAGGUUACACAGCAUUAAGAGCGAGAGGAGAAUAUAUUUAGGGAGUAGAGAAUAUGUUUAAAAAAUAAUUAAGGAUUAAUGUAGAGACCACGUUUAUUAGAAAUAAUGUGAACUAUGUGUAUGUUGACAAGCUAAUGAGCCAAUUAAACAGCAUUUAUUAGGGGGUGGAGUGGAAAAUGACUGACAGAGGGAGGGAGUCAUACUGUCGGACUUGGUUGGCUGGUGGGAUGUCUCUAGAGGUGCAGUAUGUAUUUAAAAGACGAAAAAGACUUGGAGAGAAAGGAGGAGAGGCGAUCAGACAUGGGAAAAGUUAAUUGACGAGUGAAGAAAAUGGGGAUCUCUCAUCACACCAAGAGACCCUCAUCGGGAAGACUCGGAGGCUGCAGAACUUCAAUCCACAUGUUCAGACGCAGUCAGGUGACGCGUAACCGCUCCAGUCAGACGGCGCACAUCCGACCACUGGCCACGCGGAACACACCCCCACGCAGACCGCACACACAGACGCGCAAGGUGCACACACACAGGGCGAGCUCACAGUCUGCACGCUGCUGCCCGACGCAGCACCAUGAGCACUACACUGCCCACAGCAACCACUCAAGCUGCACCAUCUACUGCUAUUUCUGCUACUGCUGUUACUGCUGCUGCCUCAUGUUGCUCUCUUUCUCUCUCCUUCUCUUCCUCUCACCUACUCCCAAUGCUCCUCCCUCUGCUUCGUUCUCCUCUCUUUCCUCAAAUAUCCCCUCUCCACCUUUGUCCCCAUGUCUCUGGCGAUCAUCCACUUCCUGUUUGGAUGAACUUUCCUGUAUGUGUCCUGAUACCAACCUGACCUCCUCCUACUGUCCUGUGCCACCUUGUCUUAUCUCUGAUUCUUUCUCCCUCGUCUACUUUUCAUCUCCUGUUCUCACCACUUCUGACCAACUUACCUCCUCUUGCCGUGACCACUCUCCUGCAUCCUUCUCUUCUUCCCCUUCUGUGGCCUCUGACUCUUUCUUCUCUCGUCCUCUCCUCUGCCGGUCAUGGCCUACAUCACGCUCUCUUUCCUCCCUGCUCCUCUGCCCUCCCAGCUUUGGGGAUCAGGUCUUAUCCUAUGCAUCCACUCUGGAUCACAUCCCUUCUGGGCCGGACCGGCCUCGGACGCUCUUGCGCCAGCAGAGCCUUCAGCAGCCUCUCAUCCACUCAUCAGGCCCUGGUCUUAGCCACCCUCCCACCACUUCCCAGAGCUUGGGACAGUUACACACUGCACCCGGACAACCUGGGGGAGGAGGGGGUGCUGGGAGAGGAGAGGGAGGUGGUGAAGGUGGGGGUGCAAGUACACGAGGUGGUCCCCGGGGUGCACGGGGUAGCCCAGCAGGAGCAGGUGCCUCUCGCUAUAGGGGAGGCGGAGCAGCAGGACGCUCACGGGCCAAUCCUGGCAGCUGGGAUUACAUGAUGGACCAGAUGCGAAAUCGUGGCCUGGAUGUCAAGUCCUUCAUUGAAGGGAAGAUGGUGGUCCUGGCUUUGGCCAUAGGUGUGGCUGAGCAAGAUGACUUUGCCAAUAUCCCUGACCUGCAGGAAACAACGCAGGCAGCACCACCAGCCAGUCAGGAGCCCCCACCUGAGAAGAGGGGCAACAAACCAGCUAACAGCCCUAAAGGCCGACCCCCUGAUGCUGACGGUCACUCCUCCGUAACUGACCUUGCCAAUUCUCUCACUGGAGACAUGGUGAUGCUGUCUCCAGGCUCGGAGGAUGAUGACGGUGAAGGGCCUAUCAGUGAGAAGCUAGGACGGAUUCAGUUCAGCAUAGGUUACAGCUUCCAGAACACAACUCUCACCGUCAAAGUUCUCCGUGGUCAGGAGCUGCCAGCCAAAGACUUCUCUGGCACCUCUGACCCGUUUGUCAAGAUCUACCUGCUGCCUGACAAGAAGCACAAGCUGGAAACCAAGAUCAAGAGGAAAAACCUCAACCCCUACUGGAAUGAGACUUUCCUCUUUGAAGGCUUCCCUUACGAGAAGGUGAGAGAGCGCACCCUCUACCUUCAGGUGUUGGACUAUGACCGCUUCAGCAGGAAUGACCCCAUUGGAGAGGUUUCAAUCCCCCUUAAUAAGGUGGAACUGGGCCAGAUAAAGACCUUCUGGAAGGAGCUCAAGCCCUGCAGUGAUGGCAGUGGGAGACGAGGAGACCUACUAGUGUCUCUCUGCUAUAAUCCCACUGCCAACACCAUCACUGUGAACAUCAUCAAAGCACGUAAUCUCAAAGCCAUGGAUAUCGGUGGCACCUCAGAUCCAUAUGUGAAGGUGUGGCUGAUGCACAAGGACAAGCGUGUAGAGAAGAAGAAGACAGUGACGAUGAAGUGCUGCCUGAACCCCAUCUUCAACGAGUCCUUCCCCUUCGAUGUACCUGCCCAUGUGCUGAGGGAGACCACCAUCAUCAUCACUGUCAUGGACAAGGACAGGCUCAGCCGCAACGACGUUAUUGGCAAGAUCUACCUAUCAUGGAAGAGUGGACCCGCUGAGGUGAAGCACUGGAAAGACAUGCUCGCUCGGCCACGUACCAACGUUGCCCAGUGGCACGCUCUCAAGGCCUGAUCGCGCCGCCCAGCUUCCUCCAUGGCCACUUCCUGUCUCCUCCCCCUACUCAACAACCCCCCCCCCCCUUUACCCUCCCCUUCUCUCACUCCCGUCCUUAUGCACAAGACUGACUUGCUGCCAGGCUGCGAAACACGGGUACAAUUAGCCAUCUGCUCUCUUAAACCUUUAAACUCUUUUCAUUUACUACUCUAUGACAACUCUGUCCUCAUCUGUUCCCUCCUCUCAUACAGCCGUGUCUUAAUUUACGCUCACCUGUUUGCCAAUUGUUGCCCUUGUUUCUGUCUCUCUUCUUCUCUGUCUGUCCUAAUGCACUUUGCCUGUCGAAGUCUGAUGUUCAGUUGCUUUGUCUCAACCCCCUUGGUUCUAAACUGCACUGCAGCGCCUGACCCAAUUAAGGUGCCAGUCCCGUGGGAUCACAGAGAAAAAAAAAAGAAAUGAUCUAAUCUCACAUAAUCCUGUUGUAUGACUAUUCCAGGUACACGAUGCUACACAGUAUGUACUGUAUGUACAUAUUAAUAUGAAGGCGUAAACAUUGGUAGAACUCCUCCGUGCACAUGACGGUAUGUUAUCAUAGUCCGUCUGCUGUUUUCUGUCUCUCCUCUCUCUUAAUUUGCCACCUCGUCCUUGUCAUCAGUCUCCUGUUUAUGAUAUCCUGCCCCCCCCCCCCCAUUUCAGAACUCCCCCCCUUCACUCAAAAGCGGUUUAAUGUUCAGCUGAAGUUGUCAAAAGCAAUCAUUACUCAGUUUGUGAUGAAACCAGCUGAACUCGAGAUGAAGUUGUUGAUACUGCUGUCUCCCUUUCUCCUGCUCUCUCCCUCCCUGUUUCCUGUCUAUAUACUUCUAAUUCUCCACUUAUUGUUCCCUCUUUCUUCACCUCUGGCACAAUAUAAGUGAACCCCCCCGUUACCAUCCCCAAUCCACUUUUUGGAGACCCCUUUGUCUCAUCAGUGUGCUGUGGGUGCUCUGCCGUAGCUCCAACAAAAAUAGAGAGUAUAUAUAUAUAUAUAUAUAUAAAAAAACAAAACUUAAAGUGAACUUUCCCAAGUUUGGAAAGCGGGAACACAUUCAACUUUGAAAUGGACUGCUCCUGUUUUUUUCCAGACAAAAUGCCCUGACAUGGAGAGAGAAAAAAGAAGAUGAGAAAAAAAAAAAAAAAAUACCCAAGAUAUGAUGAUGUCAUUUUUCACAGCAUCACCACCAUAGGAAACCAAUUUAAAAUCUUCCAAUGUGAAUAUGAAAACAGAAGCAAAAAGUCAAGUUUGUGAUGUUGGUGCACACAUAUUUGGUUGUGUGCACACUUGUGUGUUUAUCGAUGCUAUGAAUUCCUUGUGCUGCCCUGUGCUGUUGAUUUGUACUGAAGGGGGAUGAUCUCCAGGGUUUUAUGAAUUGUAUGGCGUGUUCACGUGUGUGUGUGUGUGUGUGUGUGUGUGUGUGUGUGUGUGUUCACAGGAGCAACACAAUUAUGACUCGGCAGAAAUCUUCUUCUCUUUUCUCUUUCUUAUCUUGCUCUCUUCUUGCUCUUAUUACUGCCAUUGUUUCCCCAACCUCCUUUACUGCCCUGCCUUCUAAAUGAGGAGACAUUCUAUCUGCACUUUUUGAAAAUGUAAUAACAAUAAUGAUGUUGAUGAUCAUGUUGAUGAUGAUUAUAGUGCUGGUGAAAAUUAAGGGUGGAGUUUCGGAAAGGGUGAGCAGCAGUUGGGGAGAGGCGACAUCUGCUCUGUGAUUUCAGGGUAUGGAGAUGAAGUUGAGGACACAGAGGAUGGAUGUAGGGCUCUCAUCGUCCUCUCGUGGUUCCUCUUAUUUUUCUCCAUGCACCUGUGUACAUGCAUGCAUACAUGUGAGUGUUUGUGUGCCAGCUACCAUACUCCUGGUGGAAGGAUACGAGCGUCUGACAUUUCAGAUCAGGCCAAUCUGUUUGUCACGCAAAGCUGGUCAACACAACAGCAUUAAUACACUAUGUGUUGAUCUAACCGCAGGUUCUGAGCUCUCUCGUCUGUGUGUGUCUAUCCGUGAUGCUGGUGCAUAUCUGGAAACUGUACAUUGUAUGCGUUUGGGCUUUAAAACAGGAAGGAAAAUAAGAUAGCGAGGCCUUGUUUGACUUUUUGUUGUUCUUCACUGAAACUAUCUAGGGCUGUGUAUCACUGACAGUGGGUGUGAUAUGAGCCGAUGGCCGGCUCUGCCACCCUGAGAUUCUGUAGAAGCAGAUAAGACAUUAUCUCAUCCCCGAGUGCUUGAGAGCACCACAGAGUGGACUGGCAUAGUUGCCCUGCUUGUUGGAAAUAAAACGGUCAGAAAACAGCAACAUGAAUACGUCAGCUGUUAUUUUUAAUGGGUUAUCUACUCUCUGUGUUUUAUAUCCAUGAGGAUCUAUGAAGCAUAAUCCUGCCUGCUCGUCAGAUGCAGAUGCUGCAACAAAGAUUGAUGUUCUCUAAAUGAAAAUCUAAAUUUUAAACAUCUCUCAGGUAAGACUGAGCAAGCAAAUAUAAUCAGUCAUUUGUUUUUCACUCGAGAAUUCCCCGGCUGUGGUAAUGCAGUAUCAGUACUCGGGCUUGUUUUGAUAUAUGCUAAUGAUAACCUGCUCACCAUAAGACAAAUUGAAAGAUAGUCCAAUUGUAGUGCUCGAGGUUUGUCACCGUGUCUUUAAUUCUGAAUGGUACACAACGUGCCGUGAAGUGUUCUUGGCAGUGUGCUUUGUGUGAAUCUCGGUGCUGGCCGCUGUGAUGCACUGAUCCAGCGCCCUUCAGAACAAUUGGCCAGCAUGAAGCAGGGUUUGCUGUUUUGACAGUCACUGCCUGCAGUGUCACACUACAUUACUCUGCUUUCAGGUGGUCAGAAAGGUGCAAAAUCUGCUUCCUUGGACCUUGGGGAGGCUCUUAGUUUGCUGAGGUAAUACUUGCCUAAGGCAAAAAGCAUGAGAGCUCACAUUAGUAACAAUGACGGUGAUGUGCAGGGAUAAACGACUUGUCAGUCAGCGCGGGGAAAAAUAAUCAGUGGGCUGACUGAAAACCAAACCUGUUUUGAAUAUGUAGAUGCGCAGGUGACGAGUAAACACCUCAGCCGCUGCCUUUUAAACAGAAUACAUCUCGCUCAAGGAGAGAUAAAUUGUUAUGCUGCAGGGGUUUUUACAGUGCUUUGUCAUCAAUGACACUGUACUCUGGGGAUGUGGUUUUAUUUUUAGUAACACAAUGCACUGUGUGAUGCCACUGAUCCUCAAGGUAGGCUGGCAGCUGGGAGGGUACAAGGUGCAGGUUUUACAUUACUUGGUGAUUUCGAAUGCAGACUGCUACUUAAACGCAAACUCAAAACACAAUAUUGCCUAUUUUUAGAUUAGGUUCUUCAAAAGUUCCUUAGUAGGACUGUCAUCAAAUAAUGGCAGGACGUUACUGAGCCCCCCCAAAGAUCGAAGAACUGAUAUGACACUUUAUAAGUAUGCUGUUAAUAUGAUUACACUUCACCUGUUGAAGUGUAGGCGAGGUAUAUCUGCCCUGCUUUUUAUGCAAGGAUCACUUCAGCAGGUGUCUAAGACUAAAACCCUGGGGAGACUUUCCAGCUACGGGCUCAUCUCUGUUUGGACAUAAUCCAGCCAAUUAAAGAUAAUCUGAGCAGAAAAUGAAAGGAAAAUCAUAGACCGAUUUAUAGAUCUGUCUAAAUUAAAAGAUUGUGUGAUUGGCCAUUGCCUUUAAAAAAAUAGUCAGUCCUACUAAUAGAAAGAAAUAGUAUACAGUGUUUUGAACACUGUCCAUAGUUAUAAAAUAAGUACUCAUAAAAUACAACAGAGUCGGACUCCAGGAGGCAGAGUGUGUCAGUGGCAGUCCAGAAAGUAUCACACUCACUUAUAAUAGCCAGCAAUCAAACAGCAGCGCCAUUAACAUGGAUAUAAGCUCAGAGCCAAACAGUAUAAAGGAGAGAGCAAUUUCUAAAUCCCAGUUUUAUUAUAGUGCCACCUGUCUCACACCUCGAAACUUAUUGCAUUUUGUUGGCAGCAACACCGUCGACUUUGACCUCCGAUCACCCUGAGCUCAGGAAUACGGCGUGGCCGCGGUGCAGAUUUUCUCAGUCAAGACUUACUUCAUCGGCUCGUGCUCCGUUCUCCAUCACCACUCGGCUCCCUGGCCAAGCCAACCGGUGCAGGUGUGGAUAAUUACUGUUUGAUUACCGUAGUUAAACACACAUUAUGCAACGGUUAGCUCAGACCAGUCGCGAGCGAGUAACUUGAUUGGACCGGAGGCCUUUCUGAGUGCUGAGUAUAGCAGCGCCGAGACUUUAAAAACUGUAGUAUCAGUCCACUUCACAGGUGUUCACAAUAAUCAUUAAUUGCACUGACUGCCAGGCACCAUCAACCUACACUGUUACACUGGCUAUUUUUAGUCUCGCUGCACACGUGAUCACAUUGCAUAAUGCUCCCAGCAAAAAUAGACCAAGAAAAGAACUGUUGAUAAUGAUGUAAACAUUCUACCAGCAAUAUUACAUAAACUAAUGACACUUGUUACUGUCAUUUUAGUGUCUAGUCUGUAUCUGAAUACAUGAAAAACAUUCUUUCCUCUUCUACCACUUUAUCCUCCACAUGAGGGGCGCUGGUGCUAAUCCCAGCUGACAUAGGUCCAAAGUGCAUCACAGGGCCGCAUAAAGACAAACUACCCUCCACUCUUACACCUACGGUCAAUUUAGAGAAUCUCCAUGUUUUUUGGACUGUGGGAGGAAACUGGAGCAAACCCACGCACACACGGGGAGAACAUGCAAACUCCACACAGAAAGGCCCUUGUUCUGACUGUGUCGUGAACUCGGGUCUUUACAUGAAAAACGUAAAUAUUAUAAUGUUAGAGCUGUAAUUAUUUUUUUUCAGGAGAAGGGCAGACACGUCCUCUCUGUCCGUCUAAGUCAGAGAUAAAUCAGAAACUAAAGUCGUAAACAUGAUGGAGGUGUGGGGAGACACGCCAGCGAGACGCAGCAGUCCCGGUGUACUUAUGUGACAUCAGGGAGCGAGAUCAUGGCAGUGAGUGGGCACCGGUGAGAUAAGCAUGAUGACUCAUAUUAAUGCAGAGAAUAUGUGAAUCCCAUGAAGACUAGCCAUGCUUUAGGGCAUAGCUAAUGGGGAUCCUAAUGAAAAAACAAAUGACUGAAUAUUGGAAUACUUUUAACACUAGACUAACAUAUUUCAACAAGUAGUGGCUGCAUCAGGUAUUGAAACACUGUCAGCAUUGUCUUGGCAGAGCUUGCUGCUGAGAGCAACGCUGUGUCCAGACAGCCAGGCCUGGUCAUGGAUGCUCUCUGUUACUGAAAAUGUGGCUGGCAGCAGGGACAGAAGGAAGAUUUGAGCUACUCAACAGAAGGCUCAUCUAAUAGGAUCCAUAUCAUCUUAGUCAUCUUCUGCGCUAGCUGUUGGUGACUGGACUUGCUUGAGUUGCCUGUCAUCUGUGAGACACAUUCUGCUAUUGCAUGGGUGUUGGAAUUGAAUGUUGCUCUGUGUGACUGUUUUUUUUGUUUUUUUUUUAGAAAGAGAGCUCCGGACAUCAUUGUAGGUGGCUCAUAGUUGUUGUUUUUGUCCACUUCCUCUGUCGAGGCUUCCUUCACUCCUCUUUCAAACCAUCUGUCUUCCCUGGCCAGAAAGCAAAGAUUCUCAUCCUCAAAAGACGUAGGUGGACAGCUGAGUCCUGUCCAGAUGAGCUGGCUCUUCUGUGCUGUGCCGUGUGCUUAUGCAGAGGUUGUUUGGUGUCUUCCAUGAGCCGUUUCCUUGUCAUCUUCACUGCUUCUGUGGUAGGAAUGCAUGUGAAGAGGGAUGUUGUUGCAUCGUACGACACCAUGGUUUCCUCCUGGUUUAGUUUAAUUCCCUUGGCUUUGAUUGCAAAGUCCUGGGAAUUCCUGACGUGGUGAGGUGUGUUGCCGACCAGAGGUGCUAAAUUUGCGGCUAGAUAGUUUUGUGACGUCACUGAGUUGAUGCUGCUGCUGAUGUCUUUGUCCUUUGGGAAGUCCAUAGAUGAGAGGAAUGGAAUCACCAGAUAUGUCAUCUUAGGUCGUCAAUAUCUUAAGAGUAUGUUUACCAAUUUGUCUUACCAUUAGACAGCAUGUUCCAGCUGGACACAGG
Molecule: messenger RNA, 9355 nt
Organism: Solea solea (common sole)
Lineage: Eukaryota; Metazoa; Chordata; Actinopteri; Pleuronectiformes; Soleidae
Product: synaptotagmin-7-like
Exons: 8
Coding region: 1037-3271 (744 amino acids)
Biological process (GO): cellular response to calcium ion; regulation of dopamine secretion; vesicle fusion
Cellular component (GO): synapse; synaptic vesicle; membrane
Molecular function (GO): calcium-dependent phospholipid binding; calcium ion binding; phosphatidylserine binding
Source: RefSeq, a predicted model, not a curated record